Molecule: messenger RNA, 389 nt
Organism: Meloidogyne enterolobii
Lineage: Eukaryota; Metazoa; Nematoda; Chromadorea; Rhabditida; Meloidogynidae
Source: the annotation of a GenBank genome assembly
UGACAACGAUAAUUCUGAAUCUUCAACAAGUUCAUUGCCUAGAAAAAAGAGUAAAAGUGAUAUAAACAAAUUUCAAUUGGGAAUGGAAUUACAAAUGGAAAUUGAUCAAAGCAAAUCUUUGUACAUCAAAUAUCAAAACUGACGAGGACUUUUUGUUUAUUUAUUCAUAUCGUAUCAGGCGUUCAAAAUAUCGACAAAUUCAAACAUUAAAUUUAAUUAAAGUAAUGAUUGAUUUUCUACAACUUGAAUAUACCUUUAUACACGGAAUAAAACCUCAGCCUUUGGAUUAUUUUAAAGGGCAUAUACCUCCAUCAAAAUUCUCCAGUUUUUUGAUACAUUUUAAUAAACAUCUUCGUCAUCAACAAGAAAAUAUUUUUCGAAUUUAUUAA